Molecule: messenger RNA, 813 nt
Organism: Pipistrellus nathusii (Nathusius's pipistrelle)
Lineage: Eukaryota; Metazoa; Chordata; Mammalia; Chiroptera; Vespertilionidae
Source: the annotation of a GenBank genome assembly
AUGAGGGCCGCCAUGGGGAUAGCUGCCCUGGACCUCCUGUGGACGGCACUUCUGCUCCCUCUCCUGGUGUCUGGGGUCCCCACCGAGGAGCACACCUCUGGGGACGCUGUGGCCUCUGGUGCCCCCGGGCGCUGCCGACGGUGCUGUGACUCCGGGGACCCGCUGGCCCCUGCCUAUGCCGCCGAUGAGUCCUCCGCCUCUCCAUCCUCCCUUCCCUACGUGUGGCCUGAGGUCAGGCCCUACAUUAACAUGACCAUCCUGAAGGGUGACAAAGGGGACCGAGGCCCGCUGGGCACCCCCGGGAGGCUGGGCAGGGAGGGUCCCCGGGGAGAGCGAGGCCCCCAGGGCAGCAAGGGCGACAAGGGGCAGGCGGGCAGCCCGGGCGGCCCGUGCCAGACCCGCUUCUCGGCCUUCUCCGUGGGCCGCCGGACGGCCCUGCACAGCAGCGAGGGCUUCCAGCCGCUGCUGUUCGACACCGUCUUCGUGAACCCGGACGGGCACUUCGACCUGGCCGCCGGCCACUUCGCCGCCCCGCUGGGGGGCCUUUACUUCUUCAGCCUCAACGUGCACAGCUGGAACUUCAAGGAGACCUACGUGCACGUGAUGCACAACGAGGAGGCGGCCGUGAUCCUGUACGCGCAGCCCAGCGACCGCAGCAUCAUGCAGAGCCAGAGCGUGAUGCUGGCCCUGGCGCCCGGCGACCGCGUCUGGGCGCGGCUCUUCAAGCGCGAGCGGGAGAACGCCAUCUACAGCGACGACGUGGACGUGUACAUCACCUUCAGCGGCCACCUCGUCAAGCCCGAGGACGACUAG